CACGGAAAGUGUUCCAUCCGGCCCACGGCCCAACCUAGUUUCUUCCCCGUCCCCCUGCCCUGCCCCCAACCAGCUACAGGCCUCCUGUCUUCCACGUCGCCGGAGGUCCUCUCGCCGCCGCGCUCUUCCUGCCCUUCCUUCUCCCCUGUGCUGGCGGGGAGCGGAGUGGAGAUCAUCUGAAGUUGGAGCGGUUCCUUCUUUGCUAGAGAGCCAACGUAUCAAGAUGACAGAACCAUCAUCAUCAUCAUAUUCAUUGUCUUCCAAAAAGCGACCACGCUCUCCUAAUGAUAAUGAUGAACAUCCUCUAGGCAGAGAUCAAAUCUGCUCAAGCCUUGGUGCGCGCUACUCAUUCUCCAAGGACAAUCUUACAUUCAACGAUACCAUGAUAGCUCUUCAAUUGAUGCGCACCCAGUUUCCGAAGCUGGAAAAGCUUGUGGUGCAGCCAUUCAUUUUGCAGUCACAAUUGUAUAGCAGUGUGAAGGAUAGAACACAAGUUGACAGAGACUUGGAGUCAUUCAAGAAAGAAAAAGUGCUACGUAUAUUCAAACUUAGUUCUGGGCAGGAUGAUCAUGCAAUCAUGUUCAUGGAUGAUUAUUUGAAACAGGUCGCUUUUGCAAUUAAGCGGUCUGGGGGUAAAGAACAAGAUGGUAGUGAAGUGUUUGAGUGGUUUGAGAGAUAUGUUGUCCCUUCAAAACUGGAUGUUAGCAUAAAUCAAUUAGAACUGUGUUCACUGUUAUCACGCGGUGGUGAUGUUACAGACAAACAUAUAACACUUUUGAUGAAUGCUGGUCUUUUGACACGCCAACUUAUUGAUCCAUACAUUUACUGGUUUGCUAUUCCAAGAAUUGGCCCCAUAUUGAAAGGCCUAUCGCAGCAGGGUAGGAAGGAAAUUCUUUCGCUGUUGAACCGCAAAAAGUACAAGGAGAUGCUACUCUCUUCACUGGAGAAGACAAAGCUAAGAUUAUCACCUCUUGAUACGCGAUUCCUCCUUCGUGAUUUGAUUGGAUCCGGUCACAUAAAAACAGUUCAGACGCCCACUGGUUUACUUGCUCGCAUAACAAGAGAUUGAUAAAGCUGCCUGUUGUAAUUCUGCUCAUUUUUCUGCCUUUAUCUGAUAGGCAUUGCGUUCCACUUUUUCUGAACAUCUUUAGAGAGAAAGGAAAGUUACCUACGCAUACGACAAAAGGAGAAACCGGGUCUAGAAAACCUGUGUUCAGAAAAAGAGACAUGUUGCAUUGCACCUCACUGUCUAGCUUGUCGUGUAGCAGCAUCCACCAUCCAUGUCUGGUGAACAAUACUAGUUAUCUGAGUACUAAAUCACUGUCAUUUUUUUU
Molecule: messenger RNA, 1334 nt
Organism: Panicum virgatum (switchgrass)
Lineage: Eukaryota; Viridiplantae; Streptophyta; Magnoliopsida; Poales; Poaceae
Product: agamous-like MADS-box protein AGL62
Exons: 9
Coding region: 224-1069 (281 amino acids)
Biological process (GO): protein phosphorylation; regulation of transcription by RNA polymerase II
Molecular function (GO): protein dimerization activity; protein serine/threonine kinase activity; RNA polymerase II cis-regulatory region sequence-specific DNA binding
Source: RefSeq, a predicted model, not a curated record